Molecule: messenger RNA, 723 nt
Organism: Ziziphus jujuba (common jujube)
Lineage: Eukaryota; Viridiplantae; Streptophyta; Magnoliopsida; Rosales; Rhamnaceae
Product: large ribosomal subunit protein eL22z-like
Exons: 3
Coding region: 171-545 (124 amino acids)
Biological process (GO): cytoplasmic translation
Cellular component (GO): ribosome
Molecular function (GO): structural constituent of ribosome; RNA binding
Source: RefSeq, a predicted model, not a curated record
UAAAACGACGUCGUCGAUGUUUUCUUUUCCAUAAAUUAUGUAUGUAUAAAUUAGAAGCAAAACCCUAGCGCCUUUUUGUAUCCCUGGGUCGGGAGCGUGCUAGCUAGCCUUGAAUCGCUGCUCAAAACUUGUCGUUGCUUGUAUCUUCUGCUUCGAAGAAGUGAGGGAAAAUGAGUCGCGGGGCAGCAACUGGGCCUAAGGGCAAGAAGAAGGGAGCGACCUUCGUUAUCGACUGCGCAAAGCCGGUGGAGGAUAAGAUCAUGGACAUCGCCUCCCUAGAGAAGUUCCUUCAGGAGCGAAUCAAGGUAGGCGGCAAGGCCGGUGCUCUUGGCGAAUCCGUCACCGUUACCCGUGAAAAGAACAAGAUCACGGUCACCUCUGACAGUAACUUCUCCAAAAGGUACCUAAAAUACUUGACUAAGAAGUACUUGAAGAAGCAUAAUGUGAGGGAUUGGCUUCGAGUGAUUGCUUCCAACAAGGACCGAAAUGUUUAUGAGUUGAGAUACUUCAAUAUUGCUGAAAAUGAGGGUGAAGAUGAAGACUGAGGAUUUAAUUCUGUAUCUGGAGGCAUCCUGCAUUAGGCUUAGUUGUUCUAGAGUUUUUUUCUUUUUUUGGUUUUCAGCUGUCUAAUCUGUCCUCUUUUUGGGGACGUUUCAUGAUUGUUUUACUCAAAAGUUGUAUUGAAGUUUUUGCACUGUUAAUUAGAAUCUGGUUGUUUUGUUA